UCUCCAUCUCUCUUUCUCUCGGCGCACGUCCUCGUCAAUGAGCCACAGAGCAAGGAGCCCACCCCGCCCUCCGCCCCCUCCCCACGCGUGUAUUUCCGCGCGGACUCCCGCGCACGUGCUGCCUCUUUUUUUGGGGGGAGGCUGGCGGAUUUCCUCUUUGUCGCAUUCCUCCAUCCGACCAGGGAGGGAUUGUGUUUUGACUUUUUUUUUCUUUUUUUAAAAAAUAAUUCUCCUUAGUGGUGGGAAUGAUCUGCUUUCCGUCUGCGUCGUUUCCAUGUCAGCAUGGGAACCACCGCGUCCAAAAGGAGGAAUUUGAGAAACGACGCGAUCUCGUCCGUGACUGCAAAAGUUAGAGCAGCACGAGCAUUUGGAGAGUACCUGUCCCACACACACCUCGACAACCGAAACGGAUCAGAUCAUCUCCUGUGUGAAACCUCGGUCGGAGCUGACCCAGAGUCGCCAACCGAGACCGCUGGCGCCAACAACAACAACCACCUUCAUCUGCGCUCAGACAACACCAAUUACCGGAAAGAUAGCUCGCAGGACAUAGCGCUGAAAACUUCUGUGGGUCUACACCACCAACCGCCUCCGUCCAUCACCGUUUCCAGGAAGCCGGCGCGGUUAUCCCUCGAACGCAGCUUCUCAGCGGAGGAGGACAAGCAGAAGUGCGUGGAGGGCACUCUGCAGCCUGCUCGUGUGUAUACCAUCACUACCCGGCACGGUAUGCUGAUGAGUGGCGGCCGGGCCAGCAAGGAGAGCCUCGAAUUGGAUGUCUUAAAGGAGCGCUCAGGGAGUGGCGGAGUGGGACCCAAAGGUAGCGGCGGGGGCAGUGGCGGCCACGCGACCUUGAUCCAGCCCUCCACGUCCCCUUCGUCCUCCUCGUCGUCGCCAACCCAGUACCACCAAAGCGCGAGCGGCCGUGGCGCCGGCAGCUGCGGCGGCGCCCACCAUCACCACGGCAACCACCACCACCACCACACGGGACCGUCAAGCGGCGGCGGAGGGGCCUGCGGGCCGAGCGGAAGCGGUAACCAGCAAGCCAUGAGUGUCCCAGGGUCUCACUCCCACCACGCCGCACACCACCACCACCACCAUCAGCUGGCUCAGCCCCCCCUGCAAACCUCCGUCAGCGCCCACAACAUCCGCGGCUGGGGAGACGGUGGAAAAGCGGAGGCAGAAUGUCGAGGGCUGGCCUGUGAGUCCUGCAGUGCUGUCCCCUCUCGGAGUCAAGGAUCCCUGGACCUUGAAAGUGCAUCCCGAGAGCCAGGCAAGCAGCACCGACGCCUCGAGAGGAUGUGGAGUGUGGACCGGGUGACUGGGCUGGAGAGAGAUGAUGCGAACUGGUUCCCCAAGGAAAACAUGUUCACCUUUCAAACGGCCACAACCACCAUGCAGGCGUGAGUGAACUUCCGGAAGCAUCUUCGUAUGGUGGGCAGCAGAAGGAUUAAAGCACAGACGUUCGCUGAGCGUAGAUCGAAGAGUUUCAGCCGCUCCUGGAGUGACCCCACCCCUGUCAAGACUGACUCUCCUCAUGAACCCAGAGACAGUGGGGACCUGCAGACAUCCUGCAGCACCCUCGACGAAGGCGGCGUUGAUGAAGCUGCCGACUGGGAGGAGGAGAGAGAGAUGGAGAGGCUCGCCUGCGAGGGAGAUGACUUUGUACCUCCCAAAAUCAUGCUGAUCUCCUCAAAAGUCCCCAAGGCGGAAUACGUACCCACAAUAAUCCGCAGGGAUGACCCGUCCAUCAUACCCAUCCUCUAUGACCAUGAACAUGCAACUUUUGAUGACAUUUUAGAGGAAAUCGAGAAGAAGCUUGCAGCUUACAGAAGGGGAAGCAAAUUCUGGAGGAUGCUCAUCUUUUGCCAGGGAGGGCCAGGUCACUUGUACCUCCUGAAGAAUAAAGUAGCAACAUUCGCUAAGGUGGAAAAGGAGGAAGACAUGAGCCAAUUCUGGAGACGACUCAGCAGAAUGAUGAGUAAAGUCAACCCGGAGCCCAACCUCAUCCACAUCAUGGGAUGCUACGUCCUGGGUAACCCAAAUGGAGAGAAGCUGUUCCAGAAACUGAAGAAUCUGAUGAGGCCUUAUUCCGUGGAGUUCGAGUCGCCACUGGAGCUUUCCGCGCAGGGCAAAGAGAUGAUCGAGAUGUACUUCGACUUCCGCCUCUACCGCCUGUGGAAGACGCGUCAGCAUUCCAAACUGUUGGAUUACGAGGACCUUUUGUGACGGAAGAUGACAAGAAUGUUCCUCGCGUUGCAGUGACUGGAUGUUUUGCUCACUUGGCGUCCACGGCGGAAAAGGGACAAGGACCCUGAAAGAAUUAAAAAAAAAAAAAAGGAUGACUUUGUUGCUUCAUUCACUUGCCGUGUUUAAAAAGUCAUCUGUACAAAGCCCAUUGAGGUCACCGUUCGGUUGCGCACGGUGGAUAUAAAAAGUCUACACACCCCAGUUCAAAUGCCGGGAUUUGGUGAUCUCAAAAUGAUAAUUAAGAUGCAGGAAAAGUUCAACAAAAAAAAUUGUGUGGUUGCACUCUUCUAAAUGGCUUUUGCCUGGGUUCAAAAUUAACCAAUCACAUUCAAGCUGAUAUUUACCCUUUCGGGGAUAGCGCUUACGACAGUGGACGGCUUACCAGGUUGCAGGGGGGGGGGGGGCAUGAAAGGGUUAAUGGAAGUCAACACACUGACAACCCCCCCCAAACAAAAAGUUAUGUUUUUUUCUCGCAGAUUUUUCUUUUGUUUUUAUUCCGAGUCACCUUUUUCUAUCCACUGUUGACAUCCAUGACUAAUCCACCCUUUGUGUCCGUGUAAGAAUCUGGCAUCGCUUCAGUCAUGCAAAUAAUAAUCCUCCCGAUCGGAUCAAUGACGUCUACUUUUUUUUUUUUUAAUGUGUGUUGCUGUGCGGUUUUCUGAACAGACGUACGUUUGAACAACUCAGGUUUUAGCCACUAAAUUUACAACUGUGUCAAUCGAAGAUACGCUGUUUAAUCGCCAUCUCGCUGGGAGUGAAUGUACUGUUGGCGCUGCGGAAAUCUACGGUAACUCUAAAUCUUUUUGUUUUUUUGUUUUUUUUUUUGGGUGUGAACAUGGUCGCUUAUCAAUGAGAAGAAGAACAAAAAAAGACGGAUUUAUUGUGCGUUUUCGUUGCGGCUGUGAAAAGCUAAAUGUGUUCAUGUGAUGUCAGGAAGGGAUGUAAUAGCCAUCCAAUGGACAGAAGGUGACAAAUUUGCGGAAUGACAAAAACAAAAAAACAAACAAACCAAAAGGGCUUGGAUGAUGAGUGGAAAUGUUGAAAAUGUCAUUUUCUUAACGUGUUCUCAGUGGUGUUUGAGGAAUAUCACAUUAAAGAUGAUGUCAUUGUG
Molecule: messenger RNA, 3355 nt
Organism: Hippocampus zosterae (dwarf seahorse)
Lineage: Eukaryota; Metazoa; Chordata; Actinopteri; Syngnathiformes; Syngnathidae
Gene: nsmfa
Product: NMDA receptor synaptonuclear signaling and neuronal migration factor a
Exons: 14
Biological process (GO): regulation of neuronal synaptic plasticity; positive regulation of neuron migration
Cellular component (GO): cytoplasm; nucleus
Source: RefSeq, a predicted model, not a curated record